Molecule: messenger RNA, 2064 nt
Organism: Colletotrichum lupini
Lineage: Eukaryota; Fungi; Ascomycota; Sordariomycetes; Glomerellales; Glomerellaceae
Exons: 14
Coding region: 1-2064 (687 amino acids)
Source: RefSeq, a predicted model, not a curated record
AUGAUUGAAAUAGCCCGCAGAAUUGCCGGCUGGUCUAACGGCCACGAUGACUUCGUGGGUCUGGAGAUGGAGGAGCGAAGUUUACGCCAGUCUCUGCAAAGUCAGGGCGCUUCGAUAAGGCCAGCCCCUACGUCGACCAACGAUUGGGUCGUGAUUGGAAUCGCGCUCGUUAGUGGCAAUUUCAAUUGUUUGCUUCCUCUUUUGGCCUGCGCCGCUGGCGCCACCAACAAGACAUGUCCAAGUCACGCGGUCGGUGUUGGAACAUCAGUGGCCGAACGCCGGCCACGCCAAGCUACUGAUGGCUAUUCGACCCUCAAAGGAACAGCCAUUGAUUUCCAUGAGAACGUUGUCCAAUUCAAUCAAGACGUAGCCAGCUCCGAGACCUCGUUUAAAGUUACUGGUUCAGAUGCAUCAUGGACAUUACCACGUUUCCUCUGUUUGGUUAUGGGCCUGAUAAAGCUAGCAGGCGAGGUAGACCGUAGGGUGCAGCCAAUCUACACAGUUGUGAAUGGACAAAACGAGAGUCUUAUGCUUGGCAGAAUCAUGAGGAAAGCGGAGAAGGGCAGUCAAGCAAUGCAGAACAGUCAUCUGGCCAGCUUGAAGCUCGCUAAUUGUCCAGCGAUUCUCGAGAAGUCCAUGAGAUGCCCCAAAACUGGCAAAAUGAGACAGAUAGAUCAGAUGAGCCCGAUAAAAGACUGCCUAGGCUCAAGUUGGGGGAGAAGGCGCUGUGACUUCAACGACUACCGCAAAUUGCUUUUUGCAGACGCCUCUAGGUUAGCUAUAUCUGAUAUUCAUUUUGCUGCAAUGCGAAGUCAAUACGUGACACAAAAGCCGGAAGCCUCAUUUGAUGGCGGCUACAUCUACGCUCCGUCGCCUCACAGUCUAGGAGAAGAAGACCAACAACCACCCCAGGUUGGACUUACCUUGAGUAAAGUACAUGUGCCUGCAGGUGCUGGCGCACAAGGGAAGGAGCGUUGGAUUGACGUUUCGAUGAUUGGAGGUUCUCUUCCGCAGAACAGAUCGGCAUCAUUCAUCAACAGCUACAUGUCUUCAAUACACGCAUCUCUUUUGGCACUUCAGCAAUUGAUUAACCCGGAUAAGAAGCAACGCGUUUCCGGCAUUACUUUCAGUCGCUCAAUUCCCCAAUUUUCGGUUGCCCGUCCGACAUUGGCCAUGGACUUCAUCACCACCAUGACCGAUCGUCUGCUCACUGCUGUUGGAGUGCCCCGCAUUGUUGACAGGCCGCUGGACGGGUGGCACAUGAACCUCGAAAAGCCAGAAAUUGGAAUGAUUCUCACAUACCCACCGACUUACACGCAACCGCCGAUUAACUACGUCCCCGAACAGGUACUUGCCUUCAAGCCGUCACUCUUCGAUAGUGGGGGAGAAGUAAAGCUUGUGUCCCACGGAACUCAACGGAAGUGGCAACACCUUGGAGAGAAACCCGAGAGUUCAGAUGGCGAAUUGCGAGACAUUUGGGCACCCGAAUACAUGGUUCAGCUUGGUGAUCCCGACGCCUGGGCCAGUUACUUUGAUCUCUUUGAUCGCCAAGAGAUCCUUCCUUGGAAUAAAUCAACAGCAAAGGUCAUCAAUGUCCUGGGGCACCACAUUGGCGAGCAUAACCGAGUCAUCUUACGUAUUCAAUACGAAGGAGAGAACGACCGGAAUGCCGGGAAUGUGGACGAGGUGUGGAUGAGAACCUAUUAUCCUCAACUCCUCCGUGAAUACUGGCUUCGUUACCGAUGGGCAUCCUUGAAAGCCCGCUGGGCUGCCCGUCGGGCUGGGAAACAUGUCCCGCGACCCGCUACCGAUGAAUGGUGGAAGCGGGCUCCGUCGAGUGUCAAACACGGCAAUCUCCAAUACAGGAACCGGCUCAAUGUCUUGACAGUCCGACCAAGAAGGCUCCCCAGAGUCCGGAUUCGGGACCAGAUCGCUGGACUAUUCCGCCGGUGGGAUGAUGCAGACACCACCUGCAACACCAGCCUGAUACUUCUGCGAGCUAUAUAUGGGCCCCAUGCUCAUUCUGCAUGCAAGCGUGUCUGGACUCCAUGUGCCAGCGACUGA